Molecule: messenger RNA, 1849 nt
Organism: Pangasianodon hypophthalmus (striped catfish)
Lineage: Eukaryota; Metazoa; Chordata; Actinopteri; Siluriformes; Pangasiidae
Gene: alg8
Product: ALG8 alpha-1,3-glucosyltransferase
Exons: 13
Coding region: 69-1640 (523 amino acids)
Biological process (GO): protein N-linked glycosylation
Cellular component (GO): endoplasmic reticulum membrane
Molecular function (GO): dolichyl pyrophosphate Glc1Man9GlcNAc2 alpha-1,3-glucosyltransferase activity
Source: RefSeq, a predicted model, not a curated record
CGGAAACAAGCGUUUGUUUGUGAGUGGUAUUUUAAAUAAAGUAAACUUUAUUGUUUCAGGGAGCUGUCAUGGCGGCGUCCACAAGCCAGGGUUGGAGCUGGUUUCUCGCCUUGGCUCUCGGAGUUUCUUUUCUGAAAUGUCUGCUGAUAAAUGCAUAUCACUCUACAGAUUUUGAAGUCCACCGGAACUGGCUCGCUAUCACUCACUCUCUGCCUGUGUCAAAGUGGUAUUAUGAGGCCACAUCAGAGUGGACACUGGAUUAUCCUCCCCUGUUUGCAUGGUUUGAGUUCGGACUGUCUCACAUUGCCAAGUACUUCGAUCCGAAGAUGCUGGUUGUUGAGAACCUUAAUUACGCCAGUCCGGCCACAGUGUUGUUCCAGAGGCUUUCUGUCAUUAUCACUGAUGUGAUCUUCAUUUAUGCAGUUAGAGAAUGUUGUAAAUGUUUACGGGAAGACAGAGGAAAGGAUCUGCUGGCGAAGCCGUCUUUCAUCCUGGCCACACUGCUGCUGUGGAACUGUGGACUUCUCAUUGUUGAUCACAUUCAUUUCCAGUACAACGGCUUCCUCUUUGGAAUUCUUUUGCUAUCAGUCGCACGGCAUCUGCAGAACAGACACUUCGAGGGUGCCCUACUGUUUUCCGUCCUCUUAAACCUGAAGCACAUAUACCUGUACAUCGCACCUGCCUAUGGAAUCUUCCUGCUCAGGUGUUUCUGCUUCACACAGAGUAACACAGAUGGUUCAGUGAGGUGGAAGAGCUUCAGUCUUUUCCGCUUAGUAGCUCUUGGAUUUAUUGUUCUGUCCACCUUUGCUGUGUCAUUUGGACCCUUUAUUAUACUGGGUCAAAUUCCACAAGUCCUUUCCAGACUCUUCCCUUUCAAGCGUGGGUUAUGUCACGCCUACUGGGCCCCGAAUAUCUGGGCACUGUACAACAUAGCAGACAAGGCUCUAUCUGUCCUGGGUGUAAAAUUCAAACUGCUUGACCAGAACAAACUUCCCAAAGCCUCGAUGACUGGAGGUUUGGUUCAGGAAUUUCAGCACUCUGUUCUUCCACCCGUGUCUCCUCUAGUGACACUUGUUUGUACUUUACUGUCAAUCCUGCCUGUUCUGUACAGUACAUGGCGAAGACCUAACGGAGCCCGAGGUUUCCUGCGCUGCAUGAUUAUUUGUGCCCUCGGAUCCUUCAUGUUUGGUUGGCAUGUCCAUGAGAAAGCCAUUUUAAUGGCAAUACUUCCUCUAAGCUUUCUUGCGGUAGAAAGUAAGGAAGAUGCUCGAACCUUUCUGAUCCUCAGCACAACCGGUCAUUUUUCCCUCUUUCCACUCCUCUUUACCGCUCCAGAACUGCCUAUCAAAAUUCUUUUUGUGCUGAUGUUUACAAUCUUCAGUUUUACCUCGCUCAAGAAGCUUUUCAGUAAAGCAGGCUGGUUGGUGAACACAGUGGAAGCUGUGUAUCUCCUGGGCCUGGUUCCUCUGGAGCUCAUCUGUGAGAUUGUUUACCCACUGACUCGCUGGCAGCAGACGCUUCCCUUCAUCCCUCUGCUCCUCACCUCUGUUUACUGCGCACUUGGCGUGGUCUACUGCUUCAUCAGACUCUACCUGUCAGUGUUCACUGCUCCCAGCAGCAGCAAAGUGAAAGCUCACUAAUGCAUGAAGCUUGUAGAAACACUGGGAUGUUUGAUAAUGUGGAGCUGUGAUUAGAUUCUGUUUACAAUUAUGUGACCAAAUGUUACUUUGGACCCAUAAAAUUAUUUUUGAGGAAGGGGUGUCUAUCAGUGUAAGUACUUUUAUUUUGAUACGCAAUCAUUUUCUACUGAAUGUGGUAUUUUAAUUAAAGAACUAUACAUUCACGUUUC